AUGCCGAAAUUGAUACGAGGUCUGGAAUGGCCGGAUAUGCACAUGGAGAGGUACGCACACUUGUCGAGAUGCAGUAUAUCCAGUAUAUGCAAUCUAUACUUUGCAAACCCAUGUGGUGGAUCGAUAUCACAAACCAGCAUAUUGUGGAGCAAUGGAGGACAGACUCACUCGAUCGGAAUAUAUCACCAUCAACAUUUAAUCUUGCAUUGGAACAACUUGGGGUUUUUGUCAAGCAGCUUGUUUGUAAUGGCAGUGAUGGAUUGGGCACAAUUGUCCCAGGACCUGUUGAACUGA
Messenger RNA from Batrachochytrium dendrobatidis JAM81, 294 nucleotides. RefSeq lists its product as uncharacterized. The record is from RefSeq and is a predicted model, not a curated record. Bases 1 to 294 code for a protein of 97 amino acids. The transcript has a single exon. NCBI's taxonomy places the organism in Eukaryota, Fungi, Chytridiomycota, Chytridiomycetes, Rhizophydiales.